Molecule: messenger RNA, 1334 nt
Organism: Lycium ferocissimum
Lineage: Eukaryota; Viridiplantae; Streptophyta; Magnoliopsida; Solanales; Solanaceae
Product: zinc finger protein 7-like
Exons: 1
Coding region: 466-984 (172 amino acids)
Source: RefSeq, a predicted model, not a curated record
GAAAGAUAAUUAAGUUUUGAUAUGUCAAAAGAAUUCAUUACUACAACAAGGUAGGGUAAUCUUAUUCUACCUGCUGCAGAAUUAGGUAGAAUUACUCAACAGAUUAACUCUUUAAUUAAAGGUAGAACUAUUUGAACAGACGAGAAAUCAGUGGGGAAUCUAGGCUUGACAAAGACUGCAGUGAAAGAUGAUCUAAGCAUUGUCCCCUAGAACACCAAGCAUCAGCUGGAGGGGACAGUGAAAAUAGAUAUGAUAAAUCAUAGUUAUCUCAUCUGACCUUCACCUCCUUUUUGAUCUCGUUUUUAUUCCUUGCCUCUCUGUCUAAGCCCUUUAAGAGUCCUUUUGGCUAGUAUCUCCAUAAAGCAUCUUUGUAUAUCCCCAAAAUUUCAAGCUAGCUCUUCAGUGAAAAUUGUUGGAGAAGAAAAGAGCAAAAAGCAAUCUGCUCAAUUAUAAUAGCGAUCAGGAAUGAGAAGUGCUGAAGAUGGCAAUCAGGGCACUUCAGUGCUUGAUCAAGGAGAAUGGUUGAAUUUGAGCUUAGGAAGAAACUUGCCUUCAAUAUCUAAAGAAUCUGAGUCACAUACACCAACUUCUGGCAAGGUUUUUUCAUGUAACUUCUGCAAGCGGAAGUUCUACAGUUCACAGGCGCUAGGAGGCCACCAGAAUGCUCACAAGAGGGAAAGAGGCGCAGUAAGACAUUAUCAAUCCCAGAGAAUGAUGACAAUGAUGGCUUUGCCAAUCAAUAACCCCAUGUUCAGAUCACUUGGUAUGAUUCCCCACUCACAUGUGCAUAAGUCCGGCAGAGAUGCAAGUGCAACUGUGACUACGUUCAGCGAGGCUAGUGCAGGAUAUCAAAGGACAUCGCAUACCAAUCAAAUGGAUAGAUCAUGUGAUCUGAAGUGGCCAGGAAGUUUUCAACUAAAUCAGCAGCAAACAAAAGAGCAUGCCUCAAAUCCCACUAAGCUUGACCUGAAUCUAAAGCUAUAAUCAUUCUCCUCAUUAUACAGUCAACCCAACCCCAAAUAGUUAAGAAUUGAGGCAUAGCAGUUAUUGUUGUUGUUACCGGACCCACAUGAAACUCUUUAUUUGCCAAUCUGUUACAGCUUCAGUAAAUGUACUAAUUUGAUAAACUAUAGGCAAUAAUUAAGAGCAAAAGAAUCCUACAGCAGUACAGCUCCCUAACAUCAAAUUCCAGACCCUAGUGUAAGGAUCAACAUCAAGAAUUUCAAGUGUUUCUCAUGCCCAGAUAUGAAACCGAAAGUGUAAUAUGUAUUUUAGUGCUUUUGUUGCACCUGGAACAACAGAACACCAUACUCUCCAUCAAAUAUAUAGCAGAA